AUGUCAAGUCAAAAAGAAUUUGAAAACUUUGAUAAAGAAAAUAUAUUGAAAGAUUUCUUGUCUUUUGAUUUGUAUGAAAAACUAAAUGAUGAAGUAUUUUUAGAGGAAAAUUUUGAUGUAGAUGAAUUUUUAAAAAAAGUAUAUAAAUUUCAUACACUUGAAGAUUUACAAAUUAAACUUAAAAAAUUGUCAAAAACAAUUGAAAAUGAUAUUGUUACAUUUGUUAGAGAAAAAUAUGAUGAUUUUUUCAAACUUGCAGACAGUAUUCUUGAAAAUGAAAGCAAAAUUAUUGAUUUAUCUAUUUAUUUAACAAAAUUUAAAAAUGAGGUUAAAAAAAUACAUGAUACAAUUCAACUGAAUAUUUUACGUAUAGAUCAAGAGUUGCAAAAAAAAAACGAAAUUUAUGUAAAAAAAGAACUUUCUAUGAACCUUUUGAAUAUAAAUAUGAUGAUUGAAGAUAUGGAGUGUCUUUUAUCACUCAUUAUUAAAGAAUAUGAAAACGAUAUUGAUAUAUCGGUUUUGCAAGAAUUGUCUAGGUCUUAUAUCUUCCUUAAAUAUCACCUUUCGCUUGUUUCAUUACAACAUCCAUUCAUAGAAGAAAGAAAAGAAAAAAUUCAAGUUGUACAAAACGAAUUAUUCAACCAUUUAGCUCUUGCUCUUCAUAAAUAUAAAAAAGAUACGCCAAACGAUGAAAAGCUAUUAAUAAUUCUUCAAAUAUAUAGAGAUCUUGAUGCAUCAGUGGAAGCAUGUCGUCAAUUAUGUAAAAUAAAGUCAAUCCCAUCAUGUUAA
Messenger RNA from Pneumocystis jirovecii RU7, 789 nucleotides. RefSeq lists its product as uncharacterized. Gene Ontology annotation, biological process: intra-Golgi vesicle-mediated transport; protein transport; Golgi organization. The transcript is spliced from 4 exons. Lineage: Eukaryota; Fungi; Ascomycota; Pneumocystomycetes; Pneumocystales; Pneumocystaceae. Gene Ontology annotation, cellular component: COG complex; membrane. Bases 1 to 789 code for a protein of 262 amino acids. The record is from RefSeq and is a predicted model, not a curated record.